Myotis lucifugus (little brown bat) is the source of this 881-nucleotide messenger RNA. It is a transcript of the gene UPK3B, whose product is annotated as uroplakin 3B. The record is from RefSeq and is a predicted model, not a curated record. The coding region runs from base 141 to 881 and encodes 246 amino acids. The transcript has 7 exons. NCBI's taxonomy places the organism in Eukaryota, Metazoa, Chordata, Mammalia, Chiroptera, Vespertilionidae.
AUAUUUUCAGGUCUUUCCAGCCCUUGGCCAGCCUGGCAGCCUGACUAACCAGCUUCUCCAGGCCUAGGUGUUGGGGGAGGGGCGCGGCAGGAGGCAGCCAGCCCAGCCCCAGGCUGUGGCUGUGGUAGAAGGUGGCGGUCAUGGGGCUCCCCCAGAGGCAGCCUCACUCAUGGCUGCUGUGCCUCUUGGUGGCGCUGGUCUGGCCCCAGCCCUGCACGAGCCUCGAGCUGAUCCCCUACACGCCGCAGAUAACACCCGGGGACCUGGAAGGGAAGGUGACGGCCACCACAUUCUCCCUGGAGCAGCCGCGCUGUGUGCUGGACGGUCAUGCCAGGGCUGCCGACACGGUCUGGCUGGUGGUGGCCUUUAGCAACGCCUCCAGGGACUUCCAGAACCCCAAGACACUGGCUGAGAUCCCCGCUUUCCCACAGCUGCUGACCGACGGCCACUACAUGACGCUGCCCCUGUCCCUGGACCAGCUGCCCUGCGAGGAUCCCGUGGGUGACAUCCCCGUGUUGCGGGUGGGCAACGACCCUGACUGCCUGGCUGACCUCCACCAGCCGUCCUACUGCAACACCCCCCUCCCUGGCCCCGGACCUUACAGGGUGAAGUUCCUCCUGAUGGACCCUGAGGGCUCACCCCAGGCCGAGACCAGGUGGUCUGGCCCCAUCACUCUCCACCAAGGGAAGUCUCCAGGCUCCAUCGACACAUGGCCGGGGCGGCGGAGCGGAGACAUGAUCGUUAUCACCUCCAUCCUCUCUUCUCUGGCCGGCCUCCUGCUCCUGGCCUUCCUGGCUGCCUCCACUGUGCGCUUCUCCAGCCUGUGGUGGCCUGAGGAGGUCCCUGAGCAGCUUCGGAUUGGCUCCUUCAUGGCAAACUGA